AGUAGCCACCGCUCUUCCUCUUCCCGUAUGCGGCCUUAGUCAUCUCUAGAAAUGGUUCGCUACUCACUUGACCCAGAAAACCCUACAAAGUCAUGCAAGUCAAGAGGCUCGAAUCUCCGUGUUCAUUUCAAGAACACUCGGGAAACUGCCCAGGCCAUCAAGGGUAUGCAUAUCCGGAAAGCCACCAAGUAUCUAAAGGAUGUCACUCUACAGAAGCAGUGUGUGCCAUUCCGCCGUUACAACGGGGGUGUUGGAAGGUGUGCCCAGGCCAAACAGUGGGGUUGGACACAGGGUCGUUGGCCCAAAAAGAGUGCUGAGUUCUUACUGCAUAUGCUUAAAAAUGCAGAGAGUAAUGCUGAACUUAAGGGUCUAGAUGUAGAUUCUCUGGUCAUUGAGCACAUCCAGGUGAACAAAGCCCCUAAGAUGCGUCGCAGAACUUACAGAGCUCAUGGUCGGAUUAACCCAUACAUGAGUUCCCCUUGCCACAUCGAGAUGAUCCUUACUGAAAAAGAGCAGAUUGUCCCUAAACCAGAAGAGGAGGUUGCACAGAAGAAAAAAAUAUCUCAGAAGAAACUGAAGAAACAAAAACUUAUGGCCAGGGAGUAAGUUCAACUUAAAAUAAAAGGAAUAAAAA
Condylura cristata (star-nosed mole) is the source of this 634-nucleotide messenger RNA. Its product is annotated as 60S ribosomal protein L17. Gene Ontology annotation, biological process: cytoplasmic translation. Gene Ontology annotation, molecular function: structural constituent of ribosome. The transcript is spliced from 7 exons. The record is from RefSeq and is a predicted model, not a curated record. Bases 52 to 606 code for a protein of 184 amino acids. Gene Ontology annotation, cellular component: cytosolic large ribosomal subunit; ribosome. Lineage: Eukaryota; Metazoa; Chordata; Mammalia; Eulipotyphla; Talpidae.